Molecule: messenger RNA, 451 nt
Organism: Panicum virgatum (switchgrass)
Lineage: Eukaryota; Viridiplantae; Streptophyta; Magnoliopsida; Poales; Poaceae
Exons: 1
Coding region: 86-451 (121 amino acids)
Source: RefSeq, a predicted model, not a curated record
GGCACCGCAGAAAACGGCGCGGAUUCUUACCGCCCCUCGUCUCCGCCGCCAUCGUAGCUUCUCAGUUCCGUCUCCAAGGGUCGCCAUGGAGCUUGAUCUCCCACCACAACAGGUCCCGCAGCUCACAGACCUCGCCGCCGCCAUCCACCGCGCAGCGGCUGCCGCUACUGCGCUCUCCACGCCCUCUCCGUCCUCCCACGCCGCCGCCGUGGUGGCCGCCCUCCGCGACGCCCACUCCGCCAUCGGCUCCUUCCUCUCCAGACUCGACGCGGCCGCCGCGUUGUCCUUCGACGAUCAGCCCAUGGCGGAGGGCGGCCAGGAGCCGGAGGAAGAUGGGGAGGGGGAGCACAUGGUCGGGGAAGUGGAGGAGGGGCUCCGGGACUGCGUCCUGCAGGGGAGCAAGAGGCGGAAGCGGCCCGUGCCGCCGUCGUGGCCCCUAGGACGCCAGUAA